Neopsephotus bourkii (Bourke's parrot) is the source of this 2434-nucleotide messenger RNA. It is a transcript of the gene CERS5, whose product is annotated as ceramide synthase 5. Gene Ontology annotation, biological process: ceramide biosynthetic process. NCBI's taxonomy places the organism in Eukaryota, Metazoa, Chordata, Aves, Psittaciformes, Psittacidae. Gene Ontology annotation, molecular function: sphingosine N-acyltransferase activity; DNA binding. Gene Ontology annotation, cellular component: membrane. The record is from RefSeq and is a predicted model, not a curated record. Bases 58 to 1290 code for a protein of 410 amino acids. The transcript has 11 exons.
GCUGCGGUGGCCGCCUCAGCUGCGGCCGCCGGGAGGGAGGGAGGCAGGCGGCGGAAGAUGGCGGCGGCCGCGGCAGCGGCGCUGCGGGCCUGGUUCUGGAAUGAGCGGUUCUGGCUGCCGCACAACGUGACGUGGGCGGACCUGGCCGGGGAGCCGGGCCCGCCGGGCAGCGGGCUGCAGUACCCGCGGGCGGGCCACGUCCUCUCCGCCUUCCCGCUGGCGCUCGGCAUCUUCGCUGUGCGGCUGCUCUUCGAGAGGUUUAUUGCCAAGCCAUGUGCCAUAAACCUUGGCAUUCAAGACAGUGGACCUCACAGAGCCCAGCCCAAUGCAAUUUUAGAGAAAGUGUUUACAUCCAUCACUAAGUCUCCAGAUGGAAGGAGGUUAGAAGGCCUGUCAAAGCAGCUGGACUGGGAUGUUCGGAAGAUCCAGCGCUGGUUUCGUCACCGGAGGAACCAGGACAAGCCCACCACCCUCACUAAAUUUUUAACUUUCUUCAUAUUAAUUCUUCCCCCAGUAUGGUUUUGUCUACUUAAAGCCACAAGGUGGAGAUUUACAUUUUAUUUAUGUAUAUUUUUUUAUGGAAUCAGAUUUCUCUGGACGGCACCCUGGUUUUGGGACACACGACAGUGCUGGUACAACUACCCUUUUCAGCCUCUAACAUCCAGGCUUUAUUAUUACUAUAUCUUGGAGCUGGCCUUCUAUUGGUCUCUCAUGUUUUCUCAGUUUACAGACAUUAAACGGAAGGACUUCCUGAUCAUGUUUGUCCAUCAUUUGGCCACAAUUGGACUUAUUACCUUCUCUUAUAUGAAUAAUAUGGUGCGGGUUGGAACUCUGGUGCUGUGUCUCCAUGAUGCAUCAGAUUUCCUUUUAGAGGCUGCAAAGCUAGCCAAUUAUGCCAAGUACCAACGUCUGUGUGAUGCUUUCUUCAUGCUCUUUGGUGUCGUAUUCAUUGUUACACGGUUGGGCAUUUAUCCUUUCUGGAUUUUGAAUACAACCCUAUUUGAAAGCUGGGAGUUGAUUGGUCCAUACCCUUCGUGGUGGCUUUUCAAUGGGCUCUUGGUGACUUUGCAGAUCCUGCAUAUCAUCUGGUCUUAUCUCAUCAUUCGCACUGCCUACAAGGCCCUCAUGCGGGGAAAGGUAUCCAAAGAUGACCGCAGUGAUGUGGAGAGCAGCUCUGAAGAGGAGGAGGUGACUUCCAACAGCACAAAAGGAGUUUUCAGCACUUCAAGUAACGGCUCCAACUGCAUUAAUGGCCAUGUGGCUGGUGGGCAGUGGACAGAAGACGAGUAAGGCUGUGGGUUGGCCUAGAGCAAACACGAACUUGUCUUUAAAUAUCUAGAUGUGUUGAGCUCCACAUUCCCAAGUGAUCUUUAAUCAAGAUACCCCUUCCCCAGAAACCUCCAGCAAAUCUGAAAUGGGCACAAUCCAGACCAGUCAGAGGCUUUGCACAACCAAAGGGAUAAAGCCAAUGACUUAGGGCAAAAACGAAGCUGCAGAUUUCACUUCAAGCCAUUUUGUACUUAAAUCUUAGACCCAUCGAUAUCGGCAGAGAGGUGUCUUUGUGGCAAACUGGUUUUUACUAGGAUCAACUCAAGCUGGAAGGAGUUUGGACUCGGCUGGCUGCUGGCCACAGGAGGGCUCUGCUGCCAUUCCAGUGAUGGUUUGCUCCAGCACAGGCUCUGCAUUAUCUCCCCGAUGCACUCCAGAAGCCACUUCAGAGCACGGAGAAUGUGGGGUCCUGUGGUUCCAUGUCCAAGCUACCCCGGCUGUGGCUUGGGUACAUUCAUUCUUAGCCCUGCUGUGAGCACUCUGGACUCCAGCCCAGCUUUGAACUGGACCAGGCUACACCAGAAACGUUCUAACUUGCCAUCAGGGUGCUCUAUGUGAAGGUUGUCACUUAGCUCCCUGCUGUCAUGAGGGACCAGGCCAGCGUUUGCUGCCUACUUCGGUGCUGCAAGCCCCUCUGAAGUCUUGACUACAGCCUUCUGAGCUGGGGAGGGGGGUUGUUCAUUGCCUCUGAGACAGCUAUCACAAUAAUGCCUUUUAAAUUCAUGUCUUUUCUGUUGCAACUGGUGGUUUUGAAGACUUCCCUAGACCUACUGGACACGGUUGGCUAAGCUGGGACUUGAGGUUGGACCAGUACUGGUGGGCUGUAUUUCCCCAAAAUAAGGUGGUUUGGACCUGCUUGGCUGUACUCUUGAGACAGGAGUCAGUGUUGCUGCUCUGGUUUUGCAGCUGUUAAUGGAGGAAUCCCUGGGCUGGAGAGGCAGCCCCACCACAGGCUUUGCUUUUUGGUCUCUUUUUUUUACUUAAUGGUACUUGGGGGCAAUGGAAGACCUGUGUCAAUCAUGAGCAGAAGUUUGGAAACUUCUGGAGUUGUUACCGUUUUAUACCAUUGUUUACUCUUAUCUCUGAUUAAAAGAUGCUUCAGAAA